Pteropus alecto (black flying fox) is the source of this 1761-nucleotide messenger RNA. It is a transcript of the gene PGBD2, whose product is annotated as piggyBac transposable element derived 2. The record is from RefSeq and is a predicted model, not a curated record. Bases 1 to 1761 code for a protein of 586 amino acids. NCBI's taxonomy places the organism in Eukaryota, Metazoa, Chordata, Mammalia, Chiroptera, Pteropodidae. Gene Ontology annotation, molecular function: sequence-specific DNA binding. The transcript has 2 exons.
AUGCGGCGGGUGGUAAGUGGCUUCACCGCUAGCGGAGGUUCCAGCCUGAAAUCCACAAAGCUGCUUGAGGUUCUGAGCGCUCUGGAGGAUGGGUCCAGCUAUCAGAGAAAGGAAAUCUUCAUCGCCCCACCCGACAGUGCCGUGGGGGACUUCACUGACGAAGACUCGGGGGAUGAGGAUGGCUGGCCAGGUGCCCAACUGCCUGGCCAUGUGCUGCAUGCCUCUGUUUUGCCCGAGGAUGAUGGCAGCUGGGAUGAGGAGGACCCACAGCUGCUGCUGCCCUUGAAGAGGCAGAGGGCAGCUGGGCCGCAGCGGGUCUGGACCAAGAGGGACAUCCGGCCGGACUUCAGCAGUUGGCCAGCGUCGGACCCACAUAUGGAGCACCUCAGGAGCCAGGAGCUGAGUCCUGUAGGCCUCUUCGAGUUGUUUUUUGAUGAAGGAACGAUUAAUUUUAUUGUUAAUGAAACCAAUCGUUAUGCUUGGCAGAAAAAUGUCCAUCUGGGUCUCACAGCCCAGGAACUGAAGUGUGUUUUGGGCAUUCUGAUUCUGAGCGGGUACAUAUCCUAUCCCAGGAGAAGGAUGUUUUGGGAAACUUCUCCUGAUUCGCAUCACCAUCUUGUGGCAGAUGCCAUCAGGAGGGACAGGUUUGAGCUGAUCUUCUCAUACUUGCAUUUUGCGGAUAACAGUGAGCUGGACCACAGCGACAGGUUCACCAAGGUAAGGCCUCUCCUUGUGCGUAUGAACCGCAGUUUCCAGCAGCACGCACCCUUGGAUGAGUUCUACAGCUUUGGCGAGUCGUCGUGUGAGUACUUUGGGCAGAGUGGGUCUCGGCGGCCCUCCGGGCGGUCGGGGCGGCUAGGCUGCCGGGUCUGGUGUGGCACCACCAGCAGUGGCUACCUGGUGUGGUUCGAGCCCUCACAGGGCACGCUGUUCACCAGGCCGGGAGGUGGCCUGGACCUGGGCACCAGCAUGGUGUUGAGGUUCACAGACGCGCUGCAGGAGCGCGGCCGGCUGCCCUACCACAUCUUUAUCGACGAGGUGUUCACAAGUGUCAAACUGAUGUCCAUUUUGAGGAGAAGGGGGGUUAAGGCCACAGGAACUGUGCGUGAGUAUAGGACAGAGUGCUGCCCCCUUAAAGAUCCCAAAGAACUGAAGAAAAUGAAGAGGGGUUCGUUCGAUUACAAAGUGGAUGAGUGUGAGGAGGUAAUCGUGUGCCGAUGGCGUGACAGCAGUGUGGUCACCAUCUGCUCCAACGCCGCCGGCAUAGAGCCGGUGAGGUUGAGCAGUCGUCCGGCAGGCGCGGCAGGGGCGCGAGGCCAGGUCCGCCUGCCGUGCCUGUUGCAGCUGUACCAGGAGAAGGCGGGGGGCGUGGGCCGCAUGGACCAGAACAUGGCCAGGUACAGGGUGCGGGUCCGGGGCACCAAGUGGUACUCCAGCUUCAUGGGCUAUGUCCUGGACGCCGCCCUCAACAAUGCAUGGCAGCUGCACCGGAUCUGCUGCGGCGAUGCGCAGGUGGACCUCUUGGCCUUCCGCAGGUAUGUGGCCUGCGUGUACCUGGAGAGCAAUGCCGACACGUCAUCUCAGGGAAGGCGUGGCCGGCGGCUGGAAACCGAGAGCCGCUUCGACAUGAUCGGGCACUGGAUUGUGCACCAGGACAAGAGGACCCGCUGCGCCCUCUGCCACUCGCAGACCAACACCCGCUGCGAGAAGUGCCAGAAGGGCGUGCAUGCCAAGUGUUUCCGGGAGUACCACGUCCGGUGA